Messenger RNA from Tribolium madens (black flour beetle), 1358 nucleotides. RefSeq lists its product as uncharacterized. Lineage: Eukaryota; Metazoa; Arthropoda; Insecta; Coleoptera; Tenebrionidae. The coding region runs from base 351 to 944 and encodes 197 amino acids. The transcript has 2 exons. The record is from RefSeq and is a predicted model, not a curated record.
UAUCUGCUGAGAACAAUUCAGAACACUGAGGAGGCUUGAAUCUUAAAUAAGAUGCUUAUUGAGACAAAAAUAUUAUUACACAUUAUUGUUUUAAAUAUUAUUUUUAUUUUUUAAGAUCGUAAGAAAUUGAAUGUAAUUCAACAAUGAAACAAAGUAAUGUUGGUACCUCAAAAGCCCCCAGACUCUCGACGGUUCAAAUGCAACAAUCUUCAGAUCAGUGUUUUUUGCAUUGCGUUUUUGUCCUGAAAACAGUAUUUACUUGUAGUUUUUCGUUAAAUUUAGUGCAAAGACCUAAGCAAGGAGUGCUUUAAUUGCGUAUUUUUGUGUUUGUGUUUGAAAUAAGCUCCGAAAUGGCCACAAGCAGCACCGAUCAAGGCGAGGGGACUCCCAAAGCCAUUCUACAAUUAAAAAUAACUCUUAUGGGAAUCCGCCCCCCAAUCUGGCGCCGUAUUCAAGUUUGCAAUUCCGACACUUUUGAACAGCUCCAUGAAUACAUCCAACUCUUCAUGGGGUGGAGAGAGUGCCAUCUUCAUGAGUUUGAGACUGUUGAAAAUAUUCGCAUUGUGGAUGUUAAUUAUGAGAAUUUCUUGGAUUUCGAAUCUGAACAAGUUAUUAAAGAGGAUAAAGUGAAAUUAUCACAAUUUUUGAAGACUCCUAACGAUAGAGUCAAAUACAGUUAUGAUUUUGGCGAUAAUUGGGAGCAUCUUGUGGUUUUGGAGAAAAUAUUGCCAUUUAAGACCACUGUUUCUUAUCCUAAAUGCGUGGGAGGGCGACGUGCUUGUCCUCCAGAGGACUGUGGGGGCGUUUCGGGGUAUGCCCAGUUGCUGAAGGUUUUAGCCAAUCCUUCACAUCGGGAUUAUCAGGAAAGGAUCACCAAUUGGUUGGAUCAGUUUUAUCCGAACUUUGAUCCAGAGAGAUUUAAGGUGACUGAAUUCUUGUUGUAAGGACUUGACAAUGAAAGGUUUAGUUUUCUACGAAUCAAAGUUUUGUUACUUCUAGUUUAAGAAAUUAGUUUUUUAUUAUUUUUUUUGUGUUACUCAAUUUUUUAACAUAUUCACUUUUAUAUCUUUUUAAUAUUUUCGUUUUUGUGUUGCCAAAAAUUGACAAAAUUUAAUGUACUUUUAGUUUUCUGAGGCUUAGGGCUAGUUUCACCAACAUUUGUUAAAUUUAAUCAUCGAAGAAAUAGAUAGCAACCAUUGUUGUUAUCGUAGUAAUUUUUAAUUAAAUGUAACUCACGUUGGUGAAACUGGUUUUUUGAAUAGUUUGUUGAUUUUGGUUUAAGAAAUGUUUUUGAUAUUACUUAUUUUUUUAUUUUAUUUUGACUCUUGUAUUAGGUACUUCUGUUUAAUAAAUUUAAA